Messenger RNA from Coregonus sp. 'balchen', 2017 nucleotides. NCBI's taxonomy places the organism in Eukaryota, Metazoa, Chordata, Actinopteri, Salmoniformes, Salmonidae. The record is from the annotation of a GenBank genome assembly.
CUCAGCAUCCGAGUCCACAACCCCCAGCCCCUAGGUUACCAUGACAACCAGACAGGCGAGGACCUGUCUGCUUUCAGCUCCUAUAGAUAUACCAUUACAGCUUGUUCCGCUGAUGGAUGUGUUACUAGUGCUGAAACACAAAUAAAGACUCCCUCCACUGCAGUGGACUCUCCCACCAUGACCAGCAUCAGAGCCCAUAAUAUCACUGUCUCCUGGACCAUUCCAUUAAUACAGAAUGGGGAAGUGACGCAGUACGUGCUGAAGGCCAACGGCGAGGAGGUAUACCGUGGGAGGUACUGUACCCCUACCCCGGCCCAAACUCUUCAGCCAUCAGCUCCCUCUGGUGUUGGUCCACCCACACUGCAGCCUCUGGGGCCACGACAGGUCAAUAGGAGGAGUGGGAGUAGUUAAUCAGGUCAGACAUGUAGCUACAGUAUCUGGUUAAAUAGUUAGUAAAUACAUGUAAAUACGCAAUUCAUAUUUUCUAUAGUGGUUUGAUGAGUUUUUUUCCAGCACAUUUAAAAUGUUACAAAUAUUUCAGUGUUCCGAACGACCUCCAUUCCUGACACAUGUUCUGAUACAUCGCUGCGAUCCUACUGUAGUUUUAAUUCUAUCACUUUUUCUCACAUUGUUAUUACUAUUGUCAAUGGUAUAUCAGAUCUGUAAUGUUGAGCUUGUUGUGAAGGUGAGGGUGGACUGGGAGCCCCCAGCAAGGCCUAACAGGGUAAUCGUCAGCUACACGGUGUGCCAGAGAGACCCGGCCCUGCCCUCAACACACCGCUUCCUGUAUGACCCAGAACACAGCGCCUUCUCUGGCCGCUCCACCACACUGCAGGAGCUCACAUCCUACCACAGGUCAGUCACAUUAACUAACCCCUGACCUCUAACCUCUAGCCACAGGUGCACAGAGAGAGAGAGAUUUUAGAUGUAUAGAAACCCUUUAUUGGAACAUUAGCUAAGGUACAUGAAGGAGCCAAGGGACAGAGAGGGGGAUGGGAUGGGACGAGAGAGGAGAGAGGAAGAGAGAGAUGGAGGGAUGAGAGCAGCGAGAGAGGAUGCGAGAGGAGACGAGAGGAGCAGACGAGAGGAGAGAGAGAAGAGAGAGAGAGAGAGAGUAUAGAGAGAAGAGAGAGAGAGAGAGGAGAGAGAGGAGAGAGAAGAGAGAGAGAGAGAGAGACGAGAGAGAGACGAGAGAGGAGAGCGAGAGAGAGAGAGAGAGGGGGGAGGGAGGGAGGAGGGAGGGAGGGAGGGAAGGAGGAAGGAUUCAACCUUGAGGGAGGGGUCAUGUCCCCAUCUCUCUUUCCCUGUCCCAGACAAAGGCAGUCGGUCAGACAGGGGGCUGUGUGUGUGUGUGUGUGUGUGUGUAUGUGUGUGUGUGUGUGUGUGUGAGUAAGGUGAAAUACUGAUAAGAGCCAGAUAAUAAAAGCUCAUCAGCUUUAUAAUCUACAGAUCAUCAGCACGCCUCUCCGAUGACCUUCUCUCCAUUCUACUCCCCUCUCUCUCUCUCUCUCUCUCUAUCUAUCUCUCUGUCUCCCUCUCUCUACUUCUCUCACUCCUUUCUUUUCCCAUUUCCCUCUCUCCAAAAGCACUGCAUGACAAAUACGGAAUGACAACAUUUAUGAGGAAAUAUGUGUAAUAUUGUAAUAUUUAAUCAUGUUUAAUAAUUAAGGGUGUGUGUGAGUGUGUGUCUAUAUCAGGUAUGAGGUGAGAGUGGAGGCGUGUACAGAGUCUGUGACUCCAGUGACUGGGUCUCAGUGCUACUGGCCAGACCAUGCCACUACUGGAGCUACAGAGAGAAACCAGAGGCCUACAGACCGUCUUCCUGCUCUCCUGGUCCCCCCCAGCCCAGCCCAAUGGUAGAGUCCUGCACUAUGAGGUCUAUAGGAGAACGGGUCAGAACACUGAGGUCCGUGGGAGGCAGCAGCACUGGUGUGUAGGAAUGCUUCCACAACGUGUCGUGAUGCCGGUCUCCUGCCCUACACUGAUUACCAACCAGUACCAGGUACAGAGAAUAAAG